This is a messenger RNA of Dromiciops gliroides (monito del monte), 1814 nucleotides long. It is a transcript of the gene LYPD6B, whose product is annotated as LY6/PLAUR domain containing 6B. NCBI's taxonomy places the organism in Eukaryota, Metazoa, Chordata, Mammalia, Microbiotheria, Microbiotheriidae. The transcript is spliced from 10 exons. The coding region runs from base 681 to 1190 and encodes 169 amino acids. Gene Ontology annotation, molecular function: acetylcholine receptor regulator activity. The record is from RefSeq and is a predicted model, not a curated record.
GCCCAGACCGCGUCCUGUCCCCGAGGCGCGCUGGGGAGCCCUGAGAGCUGGCGGAGAACGUCCGGGAGGGGGACCCGGGAGCCACUGCGCCGGGCGCAGGCCCUGUGCUGAGCUCUGAUGAUGGGAAAAAAGGCAAAACCAGUCCCAAUCCUCAAGAUUUCAAAGAGACCCCUGUGGAAUUACUGAAUCUACAAACCAUUUCUCUGACACAUAAUAGUGACAUCAUCCUUGGAGAACAAUAUCUACAGAGAGGUGUGAAUGGAAAGACUAAUGUGUGACCAGCUGCCCAUAUCCUGGUACCUCCAUAAGGAAUAUUAGCUGCUUAAUUUUUGUUUGUGAAUUCUUCAACAUCCUCUGCUGAAACACCUUCCAGAAACACAAGUGUUCACCAUCUUCUAAAUCCGUAUUCUCCGGUUCUGAUUCGCUCCCCCAUCUCCCCCAGGGAGCUAUUCUGAAAUAACCUGGAGUAUGGCCCACUGUCACAUCAGCAGAGAUUGAUGUUUGCCCAAUUGGUGAUUUGAUGACUGGUGCCCAUGAGUAUCAUCAUUAUUUGUGUACCAGCUUCCCUCCCUCCAUUAAAUUUGAAAGAAGGGUCACUGUUGCAUUUGUUUCUUGUAUCCACUGGCAUCUGAACCUCUGUAGGUUUAUGAGGUUGGGACUUUUCAGUGCAUCAAGGCAGCAUGUUGCCCCUCGGUCCUGGGUUAGCGGUAGCUUGUCUUCAGAUCUUCAUCUUCUCUGAAAACUGGGCUUUGGCCAAGAACAUCAACUUCUACAGUGUGAGACCCCCUCUUGAUCCCACACCGUUUCCAAACAGCUUCAAAUGUUUUACCUGUGAAAAUGCCGGGGAUAAUUAUAACUGUAACAGAUGGGCAGAAGAUAAAUGGUGUCCACAAAAUACACAGUACUGUUUAACGGUUCAUCACUUCACCAGCCAUGGAAGGAGUACAUCUGUUACCAAAAAAUGUGCUUCAAAGAGCGAAUGCCAUUUUGUUGGCUGUCACCACCACCAAGAUGGAGGACAAACAGAAUGCAGAUCAUGCUGUGAAGGGAUGAUUUGCAAUGUGGAAGUCCCUACAAAUCAUACAAAUGCAGUGUUUGCUGUAAUACAGGCUCGGCGGUCAUCAGGCUCCAUCCCUCGGACAUUCAGUUUACCAGUGCUCACUUGUGUUUUCACAGUUCAAUUGUUAUGAUGUCACUGUUCCCAGGAGAAUUAGAGAUAAUCUCUCCAAGCUCAAGCUUGAAACUGUGAGCAAUGAACUUUCUGGUUGGAGAUGAACUUUACACAUCAUGAAGAAUUCCAUAAACACGUUAGACCACAACACAGAGGUGUGUGUGUGUGUGUGUGGUAUAUGGAGCCAAUUAUUUGCCAAGCUAAUGUGUCCCAUGAAAGGGCCUGCAGUAUUGAGAAUCCAUGAGUGAGGCAAGGAUGGAGAACCCAGAGGCAAGACCCGGAGGGGCUGAUCUACCAUUUUCCUUACCACUACUGGUCACAUUACUCAGAACUAGAGGAUUCUAAAGGGUUCUAGCUUUUUAAAAUGGGAAUAGGAAUGGAGGCAGAAGAAAAAAUUCCUCUGGGCCAGGCCCUUCAAAAGAAGGCCAUGUGGCCUUCCUUCAUGACAUGGACGUGACUGAGUCAGACCUUCUCAACCAUUCUGACUUGCUAAAAAUUCAGUUCUUAAAAAAGUAUCCAUUUCCUCAGGUGAGAAAGUAAUAUUCUCAUCAAAGGGGAAUGGUAAGGAAAAAGGAGGAAAGCAUUCCAGUUUAACCGUUCUGAAGUCUGGUCACUAAGUGUGAGAAGAAUAAAAGCUUUUAAG